GGGUAUUUGGAACAAAAAAUCACUAAAUUUACAGCUAAAAUUGGUUAUUCUCAAUGCUGAAUAUUGUAGAUAUUGUUCUUGUUAUGCUUACUGUUAGUUACCAUGUGUGUACCAAUAUCUAGCAUCCAAGUUUGGAUUUCAGUUAUUAGGUAGUUUUGGGUUGUUACUGAGAGUGUUAAGAGACGUGUUGGACAUGUUUGGAAAUCUUCAAAUUGUAAGCUUUUCUUUCAUGCUAUAUCUGUUAACAGUGCAAAUUGUGAUCUGAAGAGUCAAUCAACCAAUUGCUGGCUUUCUUAAAAAUGGUGGUCCACGUAUCCAUAAAGAGAGCUUUACUGGUGUUGAUGUUCUUCUGUAUGUGGGAGUCCAUGGAAGUCCUGGCUAAGAAUGGAAAUGUCAGCAUUUCUUCUUCAAGGCCUCCUGUUGUGAAUCUUGGAGCUUUGUUUACUGUCAACUCAGUCAUUGGACGGUCCGUGAGGCCAGCGAUUGCAGCUGCAAUUGAUGAUGUCAAUUCUGAUUCAACCAUUCUUGCAGGGACAAAAUUGAACCUUUUUUUUCAAGAUACAAAUUGCAGUGGAUUUCUUGGAACCGUAGAAGCUUUUGAGCUGAUGGAGAAAAGUGUGGUGGCUAUAAUUGGCCCCCAAUCCUCUGGAAUAGCACAUGUUCUCUCCCAUGUUGUAAAUGAACUUCAUGUGCCACUCCUGUCAUUUGGGGCAACAGAUCCCAGUCUUUCUGCAUUGCAGUACCCAUAUUUCCUCCGCACCACACAGAGUGACUAUUUCCAGAUGAAUGCAGUAGCUGAUUUGGUCGAGUUUUAUGAUUGGAGGGAGGUAAUUGCCAUCUUUGUCGAUGAUGAUUAUGGUAGAAAUGGGAUUUCUGUAUUGGGUGAUGCCCUCGCAAAGAAGCGUACCAAGAUCUCUUACAAGGCUGCCUUCACUCCUGGAGCCUCCAGAAGUGAUAUUAAUGAUUUAUUAGUUGAAGUAAACCUGAUGGAGACUCGGGUUUAUGUCGUACAUGUAAAUCCUGAUUCUGGUCUAACAAUAUUUUCUGUAGCAAAACAUCUUCAGAUGAUGACCAGCGGCUAUGUUUGGAUUGCUACAGAUUGGCUUCCUUCUGUUCUAGAUUCGCCAGAAUCAGUUGGUACUGAUACAAUGAAUCUCUUACAAGGGGUUAUUGCACUUCGUUUUCACACUCCAGACUCUGAUCUAAAAAGAAGUUUUACAUCCAGGUGGAAUAACUUGAAAUAUAAGGAAACCUCGGGCUUCAAUUCUUAUGCACUCUAUGCUUACGAUUCUGUUUGGUUAAUUGCCCGUGCUCUUGAAGUUUUCUUCAAUGAAGGUGGAAAUAUCUCUUUCUCUGACGACCCCAGGUUGCACAACAUCAGUAGAGACGCACUAAAGUCAACAGCACUCCGUACUUUUGAUGAAGGCAAGAAAUUGCUCCACAUACUUAUGGCAACGAACUUCACAGGUUUGACUGGUCAAAUUCAAUGUGAUCCAGAGAAGAAUUUAAUUCGUCCAGCAUUUGAUGUUCUUAACAUUGGUGGAACUGGGCUGCGCAGGAUAGGUUAUUGGUCAAAUUAUUCUGGUCUUUCUGUUGUUGCUCCAGAAAUCUUAUAUAAGAACCCCCCAAACACCUCAACCAGUAAUCAACAUCUUUACACAGUAAUCUGGCCUGGUGAAACAAUUACAAAGCCACGGGGAUGGGUGUUCCCUGAUAAUGGGAAGCCAUUGCGAAUUGCAGUGCCUCGCCGAGUAAUGUAUCAAGAAUUUGUAGCUAGAGACACGAAUCCCCCAGGGGUGAGAGGAUACUGUAUUGAUGUCUUUGAAGCUGCACUCAACCUGUUGCCGUACCCCGUCCCUCACACAUACAUUUUAUAUGGAGAUGCUCAGAGAAACCCUUCCUAUGACAAUCUUGUGAAUGAUGUCGCACAGAAUAAGUAUGACGCAGCUAUUGGGGACAUUACAAUUGUUACCAAUAGGACUACAGUGGUGGACUUUACACAGCCUUACCUGGAAUCUGGACUUAUCGUAGUUGCUCCUGUCAAACAGAUGAAGUCUAGUGCUUGGGCUUUCCUAGAGCCAUUUACUGUGCAAAUGUGGUGUGUCACUGGGGCCUUCUUUCUUUUUGUGGGAACUGUUGUCUGGAUACUCGAGCAUCGGAUGAAUGCUGAAUUCCGUGGUCCGCCGGGACAACAACUCGUAACAAUCUUUUGGUUUAGCUUCUCAACAAUGUUUUUUUCGCACAGGGAGAACACUGUGAGCACCCUCGGACGUUUAAUACUCAUCUUAUGGCUCUUUGUGGUCUUGAUUAUCAAUUCAAGCUACACAGCUAGUUUGACGUCAAUCCUUACGGUGCAGCAGUUGACUUCACGGAUUGAAGGGAUUGACACUUUGAUUUCAAGCAAUGAUCCAGUUGGAGUUCAGGAUGGAUCAUUUGUGUAUAACUAUCUGAUUGAAGAGCUCAAUAUUGCAGAAUCUAGGCUCAGAAUAUUGAAAACCCAGGAAGAAUAUGUUAGUGCCCUUCAGCUAGGUCCAAAAGGUGGUGGUGUAGCUGCAAUAGUCGACGAGCCUCCUUAUGUUGAUCUCUUCUUGUCUAAAACUGAUUGCAUAUUUGGGACUGUUGGACAGGAGUUUAUGAAAAGUGGAUGGGGAUUUGCGUUUCAGAAGGACUCUCCUCUUGCAGUGGACUUGUCAACUGCAAUUCUUCAUCUUUCAGAGCGCGGUGAUCUCCAAAGAAUACAUGAUAAAUGGUUGUUCCACAGCAAGUGCAACCAACAAAUCAAUGAAGUUGAAGCAGCUCGUCUUUCUCUCAAGAGCUUCUGGGGCCUAUUCCUUAUCUGUGGUAUUGCAUGCUUCCUUGCACUUGCAGUGUUUUUCUGUAGGGUGUUCUGGCAAUACCGCAGAUUUAGCCCAGAAGGCGAGGAUCAGGAGCUUGAAGAGCCUGAACCUGCAAUGGCUAGAUGUACAAUCCCAAGAGCUAGCUUCAGGGACAUGAUUGAUUUUGUCGAUAUGAAAGAAGCUGAGAUUAAGGAAAUGCUCAAAGGGAAGAACGGUGAUAAGAGAGGACAAGCUAGCCAGAGCUCUAUCCAGCCUGGUUCACCUCCCUGAGAAAAAUUUGUUACUGUGAACUGGUGAUUUGUUCCAAUGUCCUUACCCUUGUUGCUUUUAUAUAACACAAUCUAGGACGCUAACACAUACUCCCCAUUUCCACGAUACCAGAAAAAACUAGAUUGAGAAUGUUAUCUAGACAAUCCGCAGAGAGAGAUCGAUCUUGGCUACAUGUGUUACUACUGUUUGUGAUUCAGGACGAUCUCUGUGUUUGCAUUUUUUUUUCACAAAAGAGGAGUUUUGAAGAGGCUGAAGUUUUACAGUUUCUUCUUAGUGGGUUAGAAGAAUGCUACAAGAGCAUUCUGUUUCAGCCUUUCUAAGGUGCCUAACAAACUUAUUAGAAAUAUAUCCUCAAUUCUGCGUACAGAUGGUAGGUCCAUUGAGUAGAAACUUGAACUACAAUUACUAUUUGUAGGGUUCAAAGUUCUUGGACCUCUUAUAUGUAACUCUAAUGCAAGGUCUUGUCAGGAGUUGGAACUCCCGUUAUUCUAUCACUACUUAUGUUUACCCGG
This is a messenger RNA of Cornus florida, 3619 nucleotides long. RefSeq names its product glutamate receptor 3.4-like. NCBI's taxonomy places the organism in Eukaryota, Viridiplantae, Streptophyta, Magnoliopsida, Cornales, Cornaceae. The record is from RefSeq and is a predicted model, not a curated record. The transcript is spliced from 6 exons. Bases 300 to 3107 code for a protein of 935 amino acids. Gene Ontology annotation, cellular component: plasma membrane. Gene Ontology annotation, molecular function: glutamate-gated receptor activity.